Cynoglossus semilaevis (tongue sole) is the source of this 2878-nucleotide messenger RNA. It is a transcript of the gene asb8, whose product is annotated as ankyrin repeat and SOCS box containing 8. The record is from RefSeq and is a predicted model, not a curated record. The transcript is spliced from 4 exons. NCBI's taxonomy places the organism in Eukaryota, Metazoa, Chordata, Actinopteri, Pleuronectiformes, Cynoglossidae. Gene Ontology annotation, biological process: intracellular signal transduction. Gene Ontology annotation, molecular function: protein binding. The coding region runs from base 444 to 1313 and encodes 289 amino acids.
CACGUGUUGGGUUUCUGUCAGUGAGCAGUGAUUUGUUAAAACCACUUGUCCUCAGUCUCUGUGCUGCUGCUGCUGCUGCUCCUCAGCUCUUUACAUGGACAUGAGCUAAAGGUAUUCCUGGUAUGUUGCUCUCGCGAUGCCUGCGCUGCCGUCGUUAGGAUUCUAUAUUAAGUGCCGUCCACACAGAGCUUCCUACCAGACAACCGGGAUGAAUUAAAGUUGAAUCUAAGGGAAGUUAGGCCACAGUUGACUGUGUACAGUUUAAAUACCAUCCAUCGAGGAAGAAGCGGGGGCGUGGCCACAGCGAUGACGUCCUGUGUUUAUGUCAAACCGAGCAGCUAACAGUGAUUACGACUGUCAGAACCUCAAAGCCUGACUGGACGGAAAACGUUUCAAACUCCCUGCUGUCACUGCUGCCUCGGUGCCAUGUUCCUCUGUUACACAUGAGCUCUACUAUGUGGUACAUAAUGCAAAGCAUUCAAAGUAAAUACUCAUUGUCCGAGAGGCUCAUCCGCACCAUCGCUGCCAUUCGCUCGUUCCCUCACGACAAUGUGGAGGAUCUCAUUCGUAAGGGAGCUGACGUGAACCGAAUGCAUGGGACGCUGAAGCCCCUGCACUGUGCGUGCAUGGUUGCAGAUGCAGACUGUGUCGAGCUGCUCCUGGAGAAAGGGGCAGAGGUAAAUGCUUUGGAUGGAUACAACCGUACAGCGCUUCAUUACGCAGCAGAGAAGGAUGAGAGCUGUGUGGAGCUCCUGUUGGAGUAUGGAGCUUUGCCUAAUGCCCUGGAUGGCAACAAGGACACUCCCCUUCACUGGGCCGCCUUUAAAGAUAACCCAGAGUGUGUGCGAGUGUUGCUAGAGGGCGGGGCUUGCCCCAAUGCCCGGGACUACAACAAUGACACUCCUUUGAGCUGGGCAGCGAUGAAGGGCAACCUGGAAAGUGUCAAAGUGCUAUUAGACCACGGGGCCAUGGUGCAUGUGACAAACAUGAAGGGCCAGACUCCUAUCUCCCGACUGGUGGCUCUUUUAGCCCGGGGUCUGGGUACUGAACAGGAGGAGGAGUGCCUGGAGCUGCUCUGCAGGGCAGCCGGCCGGUUUGAGAUCCGACUGCCUGACGGCUCUCUUCCCAAGGAGUUGAGUAAAGACCCGCAGCUACUGGCCAAGCUUACAGACAUGGUGACGCAGGCUCCUUCUCUGCGCGCUCUGGCACGCUGUGCCGUCCGACAGAGUCUGGGAGUGCAGUUCCUUCCUACUGCUGUGAAAGAGCUUCCUUUACCAGAAACCAUCAAAGACUAUCUGCUGCUCAGAGACUGAGGUGAAACCACUGGAUGAAGAUCAGGACGGUUUCUUACACACACACACACGGGUGACAAACUGACAAUAGAGUUUUUUUUAAUUAUCUACAUCAUACGAUCUCAGUCUGCUGUUAUUUAUUUGGUGUCAGUUUUGGCAGUACACCAACACUCGGCCAUUAUCUUAAUAAUGGUGUGUUAUACUUGGCCUGGUAACAAAUGUACAACAAAAUCCCUCAUCCCUCAGAAGGGAAAUGUAAUAUCCAUACAAGUCCUGAGAACAGAGAAAAGGAGCUCCCUUUGGAAAAGGCUUUUAUUUUAAAAGAAUUUCCCGAGUGCUUUUAUGUAAGGUGAGGCAUUUUCAACACAGCAUUUCAGAACGUGUCAGCUUAACCUGGGAAGUUGCAUUUGUUUUGAGGUUCUAUGAUAUUACAAAUUCUUCUUUUGUGAUAUUUUUUGUAUUGUGAGGAUGGUGUUUUUUGGGUGACAGACCCGUUACCUUCCCUCAACCAACACAACUGUUCUUUUUUUGUUUUUUUGUUAUUCAUUCAAACUUCCGCCUGGCUCUGAUGGUUCUUUUGUUCAGUCCCUUUUCUAGCAGGAAUUAAGUGAUUCAUUAAAACUCACCCGUGUAAACUUUUCGUUUUCACUUUCCCCUCUGUUACGUGACACUUGCAAAAAUCAGUCUUUAAAAAAAAAUACACUUUCACUUGCUUCAUCUUCAUUAAAUCAUUAUUUUCCUACAUCUCUGAUGUAUUCAUGAUGCAUUCACUGACACAAAGGGAAAAAAUGUACAGGAAAAUAAUAUAUGCUUUCUAAAUAGGGACAAAAUGUUCAGAAAUGCUACCGUAGAAAAUUCCUUGCUCUGUGUAAUAGCGAUGUGGAGAUUUUUUUAUCAAGACAUCUAUGAAGAGAAAAUUAUGUUUGGUCACAGACUGUAUAAAUGUAGAGGUUGUUGGUAACUGCGGAUGUAUAAUUAGCAGUAUGUUUAGUUAUUGGUAUUAAUGAAUUGGUGUGGUUUGAAUUCAGUUCUGUACAGAAAAUGACAAAAUAGUUUGUUUUGUAGUCGUCAUGGUGAUGGUCCUGCUGAGCUGACUUUAAUAAAACCAUGUGUCAAAUAAAAUUCUUUGGCCAGAUUAAAAAAGAACAAUUUUAAUUAUUUAAAAGAAUAAUGCUAUAAUUUUUUUAUUGUUCCAGUCUCACAGUUCCAAUAGUUUGUAUUUGUCUAAGAAGAAAAAAGUUAGUUUAAUCAUUGAAAUGUCAAAUGUUGAAUACAGUUUGUCAUUUUAAUUUAUUGUUUGUUUUUUUUGCCAAGAAGAUUUACUUUCCAGUAUCACAGGUCCAACUUUUGAAACGUAUGUUUUUACUUCAACUAUUAAAUGACAUGACUACUUUGUGUUUAUAACAUGUCACUGGAUAAGCCAGUAAAUGGUAAACGUCUGUGUAAACUCUGACCAUCUCAGUGCUUGAUUUUGUUACUUUGUCUAUAGAUGUGUAACAGUAAAGCACUUAGAUCCCGUCUGGUGCAUUAGUGCAAGUACUAUUACUGUUUGUUGGUGUUAUAUAAUUAAAAACCUUUAUGUUCUA